UAAAAAUUGCGGUAAUACGGGAAUCUAAAACCGUUCGCUACGGUGGAUGAUACUUUCGCGCCCUUUUUAUCUAGUUCUCGGCUGUAGUGAAAGUUAGCUAUCGCGGCCUUUGGAACUUGUUUCGUUGUAGUAGUGUCAGUAGUGUAAAGGCGUUGGUAGUGUGAGCAGUACUGUGUGUGGGGUCUCCGCUCGGCAAGUCCAAAAUGUGGGCAGAGGCCUCCGGAUGGUUGUGGUAGUUCCUGCCUGACUGGCGUUAAUUUUUUUCGUGGAAGCGUACAGCCCGCUGUGAGAUCGACCUGUGAGCUGUGGUCCUGUGGUCGUCGUAUUCAUUAGUGAUGUGGACUCCACAUAUCGUCGAGUGUUCGUUGCUGCAUUGAUCGCGGUAUGUGAAGGAAAAAAAAAAAAAAGGAUGGAGAUAGCUCUGCGGUCAAAGAGCACGAUCAUGUUUAAAGCCCAGGUGUGGUGAAGCAUCGUUAUGGAUGAAGCGUUCCUGACGGACCUGCUCGAGUGUUCUGUCUGUCUUGAGCAGCUGGACAGCACAAGCAAGGUACUUCCUUGCCAGCACACUUUCUGCAGGCGCUGCCUGGACGAGAUCGUUCACUCCCACAAGGAGCUACGUUGUCCAGAAUGCCGGAUACUGGUGGAAUGCUCGGUCGACGAGCUCCCGCUCAAUAUUCUUUUGGUCCGUCUACUGGAGGGCAUCAAGAACAAUCCACGGCGUGGUGGUGGUGGUGGCAGCAGUGGUGGGAGCCGGUCCCCGUCGGGUGCCCUUCUGGGCAGUUCCUCCCUCAUCGGCCAUGCGAGGCCCCUUCUGGCCAGUCAGCCUUCAUCGGCUGGGCCACGGGGGGACACCACCUCUGGUCGUGGGGAUGGGGUGCGCACUCUUGUCAAGCAACUGGUGCCGCAGAUGCCCUGUGCCAAAGCCCUCUACUCCUACGAUGCCAAGGACCCGGGGGACUUGGCAUUCCGAAAGGGGGACAUCAUAGUCCUGCGCAAGCGAGUGGAUCAGAACUGGUUCCAUGGAGAGCUGGGCGGCAAGCAAGGCUUUGUGCCAGCCAGCUAUGUCCAAGUGGUGGUGCCCCUGCCUUCUCAUAUCCCUCAGUGCAAGGCUCUCUACGACUUCCGCAUGGGUGACAAUGACGAGAAGGAUUGCCUGACGUUCCUCAAGGGUGAUGUGAUUACGGUGAUUCGGAGGGUGGACGAAAAUUGGGCUGAAGGAAAACUGGGCGACCGAAUUGGUAUCUUCCCAAUAUCGUUUGUUGAGAUGAAUGCCGCUGGAAAGGCACUAAUGAAGCUUUCUAACAAUGUUCAAGUGGGCCCUUCUAGAGUUGCCCCCCCAACUCCCAAUUCCGAAGCACCAAGCCAAACAGUCAUUCCAGCUGGCAGCACUCCGUCGGCUGGCGAAUCUCAAUCAAGCACGACAUCUCCCGCAUCUUCUUCCCCGAGCCCUGGCACGCCGCCAUCCACAUCUCCUCCACUGCCAGCAUGCCAGCCCCGAGAGAAGCGCCACUCACUCUCCGCCCUCAACCCGCCAGCCUCAAGCAAUGGAAGCAACCCUCAGGCUCCCCAUCGGCAUUCGAUGGAGGUGCUGAAUACAGGCACUGAGGUCACGUCGCAGCCCAGCUCACCACCGCGUGGUCAGGCAGCCUCCCCGAGCAGGAUUCCCACAGCAUCGUCAAAGCCGGCCCCUGUGACAUCCCAAGGCUCUUCAGGAUUACCCUUGCCUCCACCGGAGCAGCCAGCAACCCUGCUAGCACCUUUGACUCAGCAGCAGCAGCCAUUGCAGCCAGCACAACAUGCCACCAUUGCAUCAUUUUAUGUGGCCCUGUACAGCUACAAACCACAAAAGGAGGACGAACUGGAACUACGCAAGAACGAGCUUUAUUCAGUGACAGAGAAGUGCCAGGAUGGCUGGUUCAAGGGCACCUCACUGCGCACGGGCCUCUCGGGAGUUUUUCCCGGGAACUACGUUCAGCCGACCAAGUCGUCAAGUGGUGGCUUUUCGUCAGCACUGCUGCCAAUACCACAGCAGCAACAGCCUCAACAGCAGCAGCAGCAGCAGAUGGGCACGCGAAUCCCUGCCCCCAGCUCACCGCGCCCACGGUUGUGUGCACCGCAACAGGUACCCAUGGUCCCUGGUGGACCGCCUCCCUUUCUCGGCGGGCAGGGCUCCAGCCCUCUGCUUGCUGAGUGGGCCCUGGUCGCGCCCCCACAGAGGACUCCACUUACCACAACCCCGAGUCCACUGGGACAUAAGCCGCCGGUGAGCCACGGCCCUGUGGCCCUGCAAGUGCAGCAGCUGGGCGUGGCCAAGGCAGUGGCCGUCACCACGGGAAGUCCCGCCUCCUCCCAGGCUUCGUCGGGCAGCACUGGUCACUGGUUGCUCGCAUGGCCGCCCUCCUCCGCCUCAUCUUACGGGCCGGUUAGCGGCGCUUCCACGUGGGUGCCUGCCUGUGCCACGCCGACUCGCAGUCCUGCUGUCACUGCCGCAACCUCUGUGGGCUUGGCUGGCAAUGGCGGCACUCAGUCUGGUGGUAUGGCCACAUCCAACUCACCGCACAGCUGCUCCAGCUCGUCUGCUGCCACCUCCUCCUCCGCUGGCACACUGGCUCCAUCUGCUUCAGCGAUGCGCUCAGAAAAGCAAAAGGAGCGCAAGGAGAAGGACAAGAUAAGCCUGAUGAAGCGGCUCACAGCCAAGCGCAGAUCACGCUCACCUCCUCCACCCAAUUUCUCCUGCGACAACCCGAGUUUCGUGGACAGCUCGGCAGCAGCGGGCCAGUCAUCUCUGCAGCCGCCAAGUGCUGUGCCUGUCGUGCACAUCAGGUCUGGCUCGUGUCCAAGUGAGGUCCUAGGCAGCCAGCAGGCUCUGCACAAGAAGACCAGCUCCUUAGAUGGAAACGACAGCCUCAAAGCGAGGCCCAAGCAGCCUGCUCCUCUUGUCAGGGAAAGGUUUCGCUGCAUCGUGCCUUACCCUCCAAACAGUGAGUAUGAGCUGGAGCUCAAGCAAGGAGACGUCGUGUACGUGCACAAAAAGCGGGAAGACGGCUGGUUCAAAGGCACCCUGCAGAGGACAGGAAAAACUGGACUCUUCCCUGGCAGCUUUGUUGAAAGCUUCUGAGGCAACCCACCUGCGUCCCCUCUGUUCGUCUUUCUGCAGUCUCACUUCUUAGGCACACGCAACAAACGCCAAGAUUCCAAUAUGGGUGGCUGGGCAGCCACCGACAAAUCUUCCGGUGUCUUCCGGUGACAUUUCAGUACCGAGCUGGGCUAGUCGGUGCGUAAUUUUCUAGAAAAACAGCACAACCGUAAAGCCCAACAUGGAGCGACCAGCGCAAUGGCUGAUUUAGCUGAUUUUUUGUUUUGGGAAGUAUGGGGAGCGCUGUUCGGUGUUUCGAUAAUGGCAAGAAUGUAAACAACGCAAAUUCGUGUUUCCUUUGCAGGCCACACAUGGUACCUUCCAUUAUAGCCGGGCAUAGAGUAGUUUGUUCUUCACCCUGAAAUUCCUGAUAUCCAAGGACUUGCUGGGUCCAAGCUGACCAGUGAAAUUCCAUGAGACUCGCACGCCCCUACCAGCCUACAAGAGUGCCCGGACAUACACUAGAUGUCACCUGCAAAAUCAAUUCACUGUGAAAAUAGAGGAUUCUGUCUAUCCCGAGAUGUUGCAAAUCCAGGCUCCUACCUCCUGUGCUGACAGAGUACAUUUUAAAGGGACCGACAACUGGCCAGAACGUGGGAUUUGAACUGGUAUAAAUGAAAAGACCAUAAAAUAUAGUAACCGAUUCCAGCAUCCCUCUCGCGUUGCAAGUAGGAUUUACAUUUUUAAAUUGUGUGUAAAAGUAACAAAAACCGAUGUCGCGCAGCCUAGCGGAAGAGCCUUGAAGCUAUAUUAUGAAGUCGAUCACUUUAGUCUGAUGCUGUCAUGAGUGCCAUAAUUAGUCCUCAAAGUUAAAGCAUGUAUAUUAUUAUCCAGCCCCACUCAGUUCUGUGCUGCUUACGAGGUAAAAGAAGCUGCACGGUGAGAAGCAGCGCUGCCUUCGCGGCCACUAGUGGACCAUGUCGAGCUGCAGCGCAUGUGCGCGAAGUGCACGCACAGUCUUGGGCAGUAACUAGUUACUAGUAACGUGUUACCGGUAACUAGUUACUUUUUUCAGUAACUUGUAACUGUAACUGGUUACUUUUAAGUUAGAGGAACUUGUAACUGUAACACUGUUACUUUUUUCGCAGUAACUGUAACGGAAAAUACCGUUACAGUUACUUCUGUCUUUAUGAAAAAUUAUCCAACAGCAACACUUUUUCGAACUUUCUUCUUUACCAUAUAUCCUCUCCACCCCUCAACUUUCCAGAAUAGGGCUCCCCUCGCAGUUUAGAAGAGGAGGUGACUAAGCGUAUUAUCUUCCCUGCAGAAGACCGAGGUUGGAGGUCUGUCAUUACCGCAACAUGUAAAUCAAUCGUGGUUCAACUGAACAGCCUGCUAAGUUCGCGUCCGUUUUUUUUUUUUUUUCAGCAUAUAUAUCCUUUUCGUCACUUGAGCAUCUAGCUAUGUUCUUGGUGUACAGGUGGAGGAGCAUUAGGAUGCCAUGUUUAUCGUCUCCCUCGUCUGAGGCUCCGAGCUAAUCGUGUUUGACAGGUGGCUAGAAAACAGCAGAACGCGAAAUGGCAAGGCCAGAAAUUCCGUGAACUAGCGAAGCGAUAUUUUAAAACUUCUUUGUAACUGGUGUAAAAUGUUUACUCCGACUUAAUGCAACAAUUAUUAACAAAAUGACAGACGUUUCACCCCCAAUGCAGGUGGCAUCCUAAAAAAGAAAAAAAAAAAUGAGCCGAGGUCAACUAGUCCACUAGUCACACAUGUCCUUGUAAAUGUCCAGUGGGGGGCCGCGGCUGUUUUUGCAAGCCGCGGCGAAUGAACCACGAUUCCAGGAGUUGCUUUUUCCCCACCUUCGUUCACAAACCGGCGUCGUCGCAUUGUUUAGGUCAAAGCUAUGACCUGUCAUCCAGCAGUGCUCAACAAGCUCGGUCUUAGAACGCGUUGCAUGGGUUGCUUUAGCGACAUUCCGCUUGAGUUCUUUAGGCCUCGUUGAUCAUUUCCUGCCCGUUUCGCCGAUCCCCGCAUCACACUUUUAGAUACUGCCAUGAUCAUCCGCAGGUGUGCAGUCUUAGGAUUUCGUGAACACACGCUGUCAUGUUCCAAGGUAUAAUAACGGGACUUAAAAACGGUUUGUAUGCCCAGCGGACCGGAAGCUCUCCGAACAGAGUCUGACAGACCUUAAACAUAAUGGAGCAGACACAAUGGACGUCGUAACCACUCGUGAUGCACUCCCCGCUGCUCUUCGCAUGCACUUCUGGGUAUAGUUAAUAAACGUCUCAGGAUAUACUGCCGUCGUUCCAGUACAUCAACCACGUUUUCCACUUCAAGUAAGAGGCGUUCAAAGUGAUUGCUGGUGUUGGGCCCCCUUUUAUGUGUCCUUCGUCUAGGGUUUUACGACGUGCAACCCUUAUUAAAUAAAUUCUAUAAUUUGAUUUGUGAUCUAUUAUUUUAUACAGUAACGGAAAAGUAACGACGUUACUUUUGCACGGUAACUGUAACUGUAACAAGUUACUUUCGGAAACUCUGUAACUGUAAUUGUAACAGAGUUACUUUUUUGGCUUAGGUAACUGUAACUGUAACACUGUUACUUUUUACUGGAACGUGCCCAUGACUGUGCACGCAUGCGCAGUAACUCACCGCGCUCGAACACGAACCGCUCUCACGCUCACGGUUUGCAGCAUAUGUUGUCUCGUGUGUAUAAUGACUUCAUAUUCGCCGCAGAUGGAAAAAUUCUGAUUACAAAUGUUUCGCGGCGUUUUCCACGUUACAAUUCCGUGAUUAGGCACUCUGACCGGUGAGCUUUCCACUGCGCUGAAGAAAAUGGGUACCAUGAAAAUUGGUUGUCGCUCCCUUUAAUUACUGCCACAUUGCUGUAAAUCCUGUUCUAUACAGUAGAACCUCGUUGAUACGUUCCCGCUUGAUACGAUUUCCCGGCUCCUACGCUCGAAAUCGCGAAAAUUAAAAAUAACCCAAUACAGCUGUGUGUAAUAUGUUCCGGUUAAUACGUUCCCGGAAAAUACGAUUAUUCGGCAGCAACGUUCAGCACCGCGGAAAACUAGGGUCGUAUGAUACGUUUUCCACUCAGAAACUCUCAUUCAGGUGUGCAAAAAAAAGGCCCUCUCAGCGACGGCAGCUUCUCCGCAGUGCCUUUCCCCCCUCCGUGCUUUCUCUGAUUUGCUCAAUUGUCCCCUCCGCAUCUCUUCCGAAUUGCUCGAUCGCCGCUCUCUGUCACCCACGCGGCGACGCGGGCCGUCACAAUCUUCGAACGGCUUGCCGCGGAAACACACAUGCCGCUGCCGCAUCGCCACCGCUGCACAACACGCCGCGACCCGUAACCAUAGCAACGCCGCCAUUGUGCCUAGUCAAUAUGGCCGAUAAUUUCCCGCACACUUUUCUCUCGGAGCGCAAUCGUUUUUGGGUUGCUCCGCCCGGCGCAAUUCCAGUCGGCGUUCGUAUUUCUCUGGCUGGGCAGUUCUGCCUACCAGCGGGUCGUCAGAAGCUGACAGAAAAGAUUUGUUCUGGAAGAUAUGUAGGAGGUUUCUGGUUAUCAGACGCCAAAAACGAGACGAUGUGCGCUCGCCGCCAUCUUUGUGAGGACUCGACAGAUCGCAGUGCGGGCGCUUGGGGACUUCACCUUCGGUUGCCAUUACGCCAGGCGUUAUCUUUUAAAGCCCGUUUCGCCGUGCGAGAUGGUGCGAUUACUAGUGGCGGCGAACAUACCAGCGCAUGUCUCAAGUUAAGACAGAACGCAAACUGAUCAGCGCGAGUGUGCGACGUAGUAUGCGAUAGCCGCGAACAGCUGUCGCUUUCGGGGACGCUUAUCACUCGCGAGAUAUCGCAUAUCGUGUUGUACCGCGAUUGUUACGUGCACUGCGAAGAGUUGAGCUUGUUAAGCCUUUAAGAGGGGCGGCAGUUUUCUUCACGGACGGGGCGAGUCACGCGUGAUCUUUCGAACGUACGUGAUCGUAUCCCAAAUGCGUAUGUUCGAGAAGAUCACUUCUGCUCUUCGCAAACCUAGCCCCAUAUUUCCAAGCGACAAUGCAGAAAGAACCGACGCUCAUGCGGCGCAAAGUUUCGUCUGCUGACAUGGCGGUAGCGUUUCUUUACGUUUACGCUGGUUGUCUCAGAGUUCGAUUUUGCAAUAUUCGGGUUGUCUCGGGAUUUCAAUACGCGUGACCACGACGUUAUUUUCGGUCAGGAUCGGAACUUGCUGGCUGACCUCUGGCGGCCAGCGAGAUGCCAGGAGUUCGAAAAUCGAAGAGUCCCUCCAUGUUUUUUGAGAAAUAAAUGUUUUUUGCUCUUGCACCUCAAUAUGGGCUUGUCAGCCUCAAUUUUUACUGGAUUCGGAUCGUACGUUUUCCCGGAUCAUACGUUUAUUUUCCGCGUUUUUUUCGGAAACGUAUCAACGAGGUUCUACUGUAUAUGCCCUACUGUCAUUAUGUUCUGGAUGACAGCCUCUGCCAUUUGGAGCUGAAAAAACCAUACCAGCUUAACAAAAUACUAGUUCAUUGAAAACAUUUGUCCUUGAUCUCUGGAAUUCCUUGGUGAAAUUUCAGUUUCAUGUUGUGGUAAACCCUGACAAUUAUUAAAAUUUUAGUCUUGAAUGGGUUGCCGUGCAAUUGAAAUUUUUUUCCUUCUCUAGCACUGCUCGUUUUUGAAGUGAAUCAUCAAACUUGAGCAAAUGAGGGGAUGAGAAUUAACGUCUUCUUACCGUCUUUUUUUACGCCGAAAUGCAUGCUUUCCAAGUUGUUGCAAGUUUAAAUUGUUGCUGGAAUUGGUGCCUAUGUUGGUCAUUUUGUCGUUUGCCCUGCAGCGAUGCCAUCUUUCUAAUCUUUGGGUGUUUCUACCACACAUUUGCUGCACUGCACCAUCGUCUUGUUUGAACUUGUCAAGGCAGCAAAACAGCGAAGAACUUUAAAAACGGUAGAGUUUCAUGCAAGUUACGUUGGUACGUACUCGUGAAUAGAGGUAAAAUAUGUGAACAGAUGCUUAUGCCAGAUACACACAACUGUCUUCCAGCCAGACCCGUUACUGUCACGGUACCAGCAUUCAUUGGGAAUGGGUGCUUCCUAUGGUUGGAUACAACGUAAGAAAAAAAUGUCAGCUCCAAUCACAGCCAUGGCUGUGCCUUCUGCAGAGAAUUUGCCCAAAUGCUCCACCCUAUAGCACUUGCUCAUUUUGGUGACAUUUAGUGCGUUUCAGAUGGUUGACUUUCCCAUACAGACCCACAUUUGUGUCGCUGGUUUUAGGUCAGAAACUUGGAACAUCCUGAUAAAUUUCGUCAGAAACCCGGACAUUGCUGCUCAGCCAAGCCAGAUGUUUUAGGUAGUAACGACGAAUCUUUAACUAAUUGAUAUGCAUGGUAUGUACAAUAGCUGAGAAUAAGUACUUGCGGUUCGAGCGGAAAUCAGCUAGUGCAACUGUCUUCCACAGAUGAAGGGUAGCUGUGCCACGGUUCUGUGGGCAAAGCUUACAUUUUUUUCUUAGGUUGUUGUCAACUAUAGUCGGUUUUUUCUCAAGAACAGAACACACUUGGCGUCGGCCGCAUCGCUGGCGUCUCAUUUUUGAGGAAGAAGCUUAUGAAGGAACACUCUGUUCUGACAAAGCCGAUGCUGUGACAGUUAAUUGGAUGGGUCGAACGAUGAUUGUGUGCGUCUGGCUCUGCACAAAUAGAGAAGUGGGUGGAAAGUAGUGGUCCAGCUCUCCUGUCUACUUCUUUUCCUGCACAAGCAUUUGUUUGAUGGUUUUCUGUUCAUUCAAGAAACCUUUUGUGUAGUCACGUCUACAAAGCUCGUGCAUUGCUUGCUCACUCGCUCUUGUAUUACCAAAUGAGCAAUGUUACCUGUUCCUAUAUAUUUCAUUGCAUUUCUCUGUGUCAGGGCUGUGCAGAGGCACUUGGUGUUCCACGUUAUCAAUGCGGUGAUUGGAGAUCAAUAUUUUUAUUGUCUGGGCUGCUUUGUUAUGGUUGCCAAGAGCUUCAUCUCGGUUGGUUGUGCCAUGGUGCUGAAAGAAAACGACUCUUUUGACCGUUUGGUCUGCGCCUGGUAAUUAUGCUCAAAGAAGACAGAACCAAAAAAAAAAUAUGUGUGGUUUUACAUCGCGAUAACACCUAGGCAAAACACACAAAAAUUUUAGUCAAAUCGGGUAUGGAAGAGACGAAAAAUAGAGUAUCACACACUCUGUGUAUAGUAGGUAGUGAAAUUAUAAAAGAUGAGAGCAUCCAUGGUAAACAUUAGUUGAAAAAAAGUUGGACGCAAUCUUCUGAAUCGAGGCUGUGUAUCUGGCACUGCAAGCUUUAUUGUUGCUCACUGUUGCACAUUCUUCAAAUGCUGGCGGCCGGCAUUUUCCACUUGGCAAUGAAAGGCCAUACUAUUAUUUAAAUGGCAAGCACAUAUCCCAAAGCUGCACAGGAGCGGUCAACAACUCAGUCAGUGCCACUUUUGCAUGAAUUGUCUGGUUGCAAUAACCAUAGUGAGUGUGAUGGUAUCAGAAUUUUCAGUUUGUUGUCAAGUGAUUUUUAAUGUGUUUAAGGUGGAAUGUUCUCAUAAACGCAAAUCACCCAAGUGUCAACAUUACUGGUCCCAGCAGCCAGUGUAGUGUUGUGCUUUGCUCAUAUGAAUGGUACCACUUCUUUGGCUAGCUAAAGAAACUUUUCUUCCAUUUUCUUUCCCAUUUUCGGCAACAUAAGGCAUUGUCCGAAACAGAAAGCCUCUCGUGUUGAGUGAAGACGCUUGCUGUCACUGAAAUAAUAAUGACAAAAUGCAGACCAUGAAUGUCAAUACUUGAUGGUCACAGGAAACUUAAGCUGCCUCACGAAAGUUGUGCACAGUGACUUCUACACGUAUCUGCCUGUUUGAAAAGUGCGCACAUUGCAGUUUAGGUUUACAAAUGGCACCGAAGGGAAGCCAGGUUUUACAAUAAUCAAUUUCCAAAAAUCUGGAAGUUGGCUGCCCUCAGCAGCUCUCCUAACUGAAAACAGGAUCCACAUCUGCACUUUUCCUAAAUGAAAUGAGAAUGCCAUCGCUGACUCUGAUGAGCAACACAUAGGUUUGGUGGUGAGCGUGUUGCAGCUAAGUUUCGCAGGACAGCUGACUUCCAGAAUUUUUCGAGUUGUCUACAAGAGUAACCUUUUGAGGGCUCGUGCACCGGCUGCUUAAUUAACCAGUAAACUCAAUUUUCUUGACAUAUAUGACCCAGCUGAAGUAGCACGUGCUGCUACGAAGUGAAUAUAGUGUUGUCCCCUGACAACCUUCUCAACCCUCAAUGUGUGAUGCCAUAUUGCAUUUAAUGCAGAAUCUAAGCACAGUUUGUGCUCUCUGUUGUCUUCUUCCAUGUGGAAUGCGAAGAUGAGAGCAAUAAGGAGCUUGAAAAGCAGAGCGCGAGUUUUCCUUUACUUUUUUUUUUUGU
Molecule: messenger RNA, 10492 nt
Organism: Rhipicephalus sanguineus (brown dog tick)
Lineage: Eukaryota; Metazoa; Arthropoda; Arachnida; Ixodida; Ixodidae
Gene: POSH
Product: E3 ubiquitin-protein ligase SH3RF3-like
Exons: 17
Coding region: 476-3118 (880 amino acids)
Biological process (GO): protein ubiquitination; positive regulation of proteasomal ubiquitin-dependent protein catabolic process; positive regulation of JNK cascade
Molecular function (GO): ubiquitin protein ligase activity; protein binding
Source: RefSeq, a predicted model, not a curated record